ACGGACAUCAGUGUAGCCGUGUAGGAAAGCUCGUCGCUUUGUCUUAUCCAAAAUGGCAAAAUCCAAAUCUGCAGACCUAAAAGAAUGGUGUUUGUUUUCGCUAAACUCCGCACAGUUCGCACCACCUCUGGAACCCGUCAAAUAAAUCAGUUUUUUCCUAGCUCAGAGUUUUCUUCUUAUCCAAAAACCAAAAUCUCCCAACAAAAACCUCCAUUUUUGCCGCCAUUUGGGGGAUGACUUUUCACACAUUUGCAGACUCUUCAAAAUGGAACCCAACAUUCCCAGAGACCCAUUAUAUUUUCCCCUUGCGUAUCCCUUUCUUUCUUAUCACAAAAUAUCGAGGCAGCCUUGUCUCUUUGUCUUUUAUCUUCUUUGUUAUUGUACUCUGAUCUUCUUGCCCACUCCCCCAAGUGUCUGCUAAUAUUACCAGAGGGUUUCUUCCUUCCUUUCUUUCUUUCUUUCUGUUAACAGUUUCCCGUUGUGAGUUUUUAUAUAUCAGACUAUAAUUAUGGUGUUGGUAGAGGCGUUUUGGGAGAUUUUGGAAAGACCCACCAUAGAUGCCGUAGUUGUAGAGAUGAUGAUGUUUUUAGGACCUGUAUGGGUUGCGUUCUUUCUGGGUGUUAUUAUAGGAUGGGCAUGGAAACCCAAAUGGGCGAGAUUGGGCAAUUGUAAGUUCGACUUUUCAGCUCCUUCUUCGCCCACGCCUUUUGUUCCUUCCCCGGCAAAGGCUUUGGACUCAACGGAAGGUUUCGUUGAUCAUAUUGGUUGUGAUAGUAGCAGCCAAUCGCAAGAUGAAAGAGCAGAUAUUAAUGUUAUUACGGAUGAGGAUUUAGAACAUUUUUGCCAUCUUGUGGAGAGAAGAGAUGGAGGGCCAUGUUGGAAGCAUAUGAUGGAUCGUUCUACCCCCAGUUUGAGUUAUGAGGCAUGGCAGAGGGAUCCAAAGACUGGUCCUCCUCAGUAUUGUAGCAGAACGGUUUAUGAAGACGCCACGCCAGAAUUGUUGAGGGACUUCUUCUGGGACGAUGAGUUUCGCCUGAAGUGGGAUGAUAUGAUGGUGCAUGCAUCGAUUCUAGACGAGUGCCCUGCCACGGGAGCAAUGGUAUUGCAUUGGGUAAGAAAGUUUCCAUUUUUCUGCAGUGACAGAGAAUACAUUAUUGGGCGUCGAAUAUGGGAAUCAGGAAGAUCAUAUUAUUGCAUUACAAAGGGUGUGCAAUGCCCUUCUCUCCCGAGGAAAGACAAACCAAGGCGUGUUGAUUUGUACUAUUCAAGUUGGUUCAUUCAAGCAGUGGAAUUAAGGAGAGGAAACGGUGAAUUCACAGCUUGUGAGGUGAUUCUUUUCCAUCACGAAGACAUGGGUAUCCCUCGAGAACUCAUAAAAUUCGGGGCGAGGCAGGGCAUGUGGGGAGCGGUGAAGAAGAUUGAGCGUGGCUUACGGGCAUACCAGCAAGCCAGAGCUUCUGGGGAACCAAUCUCCCAUUGUGCAUUCAUGGCUCAAACCAACACAAAAAUCGACCCCCCAGUCCACCUGGAGGGCGACGAUGAACAUGAACAUUCAUCAUCCUUAAACACUCAAUUGCUGGAUUCACCAUUCAAGAAACCCAGCCCUGUAAACAUCCCAAAGAUCCUUGUUCUUAGCGGGGCUGUAGCCGUUGCUUGCACUCUUGAUGGAGGGCUAUUACCCAAAGCACUCUUAUUCCACAUUUCCAGAAAACUUGCAAAUCUUGGACGGAGAAAACGACCAGGAACAUGACCCUCAAUUCUUUCCUAGAAUACUAGGUAGUAGUUUUGUCUUGACAAAUUAGUCUUAGUUGUCUUGAGAAAUUAGUCUUCUUCACCACAUAAAAAACAUGUGACAAAACAACAAGUACAGUUUUACCAGAGAAAAUUCCGGUAGAUGUUGUAAAGUUGCAUAGUUACUCUACGGUUUCGCCCGUUUGUAAUUAGUGUACUAGAGUUUGAAAACACCAUGACCAAUCAUACAGUUGUAAAAUCUUUUCACCAAACAAAAUUUCUUUAUACUCAUGCCUCAUCUUAUACAUCGAUCCUGAAUGGUUACGAUUACAAGAAUCCAAAAAAAAAAAAAAAAAACAAAAAAAAACAAAAUUUUCAA
Messenger RNA from Ipomoea nil (Japanese morning glory), 2110 nucleotides. RefSeq names its product phosphatidylcholine transfer protein-like. Gene Ontology annotation, molecular function: lipid binding. The record is from RefSeq and is a predicted model, not a curated record. NCBI's taxonomy places the organism in Eukaryota, Viridiplantae, Streptophyta, Magnoliopsida, Solanales, Convolvulaceae. Bases 509 to 1750 code for a protein of 413 amino acids. The transcript has 5 exons.